AUGUCACUAAGAAAAGCGCGCGCUUAUUUAACGAUUGGGCUGCAGUUGCUGAGCGUUUUAACAGUCAUAAAACAAGUCACGCCCACUAUUCGCUUAAACAAUAUCCGUUGUCAAAGUCGCAACACGAGCAUAAUUCAAAUUGAUUACUGCCAUAUUAAAGCUGUUCGGCGAGAUUUCAAAGAAGUUUCCUUCAAAUUGUGUGUGCUGAAGAGGCCAAUCAGAAAAGCCAUGAUCAACGUAAAAUUCCUAAAGCGAACGAAUGGUUAUAAGCCUUUUAUGCGGGAUAUGAAAGUGGAUGCUUGCAGUUAUCUGCAGAAACGCAAUAACUUCAUAUUGAAUGCAUUAAUGAAUGUCCUUGAAAAAUCGUCGAAUAUGAAUCACACUUGCCCGUAUGACCACGAUUUGAUUGUUGAAAAAUUACAUUUCACUGAUAUCGAUUUCCGCUGGAUACCUUUUCCUCAUGGUGACUAUGCAUUUCAAACCGACUUUGUGUUUGAUGGCGUAGAAGCUGCACAAAUGGAAUUAUUUUUAUCUAUUAUGAAUUAG
This is a messenger RNA of Rhagoletis zephyria (snowberry fruit fly), 546 nucleotides long. RefSeq lists its product as uncharacterized. Lineage: Eukaryota; Metazoa; Arthropoda; Insecta; Diptera; Tephritidae. The record is from RefSeq and is a predicted model, not a curated record.